Molecule: messenger RNA, 1065 nt
Organism: Dentiscutata heterogama
Lineage: Eukaryota; Fungi; Glomeromycota; Glomeromycetes; Diversisporales; Gigasporaceae
Source: the annotation of a GenBank genome assembly
AUCCAUGGAGCUGCCAUGUCUUAUGAAAUGUGGGCAACAAAUUUGAUUGAACACACAUUUUUAGAUUAUUUGUUAGAAAAUGGAUAUGAUGUGUGGUUGAAUGAUUCUCGAUUAUCCCCGACAAAUGCUGAAUGUUAUAAACAAUUUUCUCUGGAUGCAGUAAGAUUAGACCAAAAAGCCGCUAUUGAUCACGUUCGUAAAAUCACUAGAUGUGAUAAAAUUGCAGUAGUCGCACAUUGUCUUGGAAGCAUUUCUACACUCAUGGGACUUUUAGAUGGGUCAAUUGAAGGUGUUGGAUCUUUAGUUUCGAGUCAAGUGUCAGUUAACCCAAUUAGCGGAGUCGUAAACACGAUUAAACGAAUUUUCCAACUUCUUCCAUUUUAUCGUCAUAUACUUCGACAAGACCUUUUUGAUGUUCACACAUCGCCUGACACCAAUCUUUUAAAUCGUAUCGUUAAUCAAGGUCUUCGAUUUUAUCCAUAUCCAAAAAAUCAACUUUGUGACAGUGCAUUAUGUCAUCGUGCAUCAUUGUGUUAUGGCACCUUAUAUCAACACGAACAUUUAAAUCAACUAGUUCAUGAUUAUCAAGGUGAAUUUUUUGGAACAGUUAAUCUAACCACGAUGAAUCAUAUGUUGUAUAUAGUGACUGCUCAAAAGCUCAUAAGUUAUGACAAAAAAAAUGUUUACGUUACUGAGGAGAAUGUAAAGAAAAAUUUGAACUUCCCUGUCAGCUUAAUUCAUGGGGAUAAGAAUGUUGUUUUUGAUAUAAAAUCAUCACGAAAAUCUUAUGACACUUUGGUCAACUACGCACAAAACCCUGAUUUUUACUCGAUACAUGAAAUAGCAGGUUAUGGACAUUUAGACUGUUGGUGGGGAAAUAAUUCAUACAAAGAUGUAUUUCCAAAAGUAUUAGAUCAUCUUGAAAAAACAAAAAAUAAUUAUGGAUAUGCUUUGAAAGGAAAUCACGAUGUACAAGGGUCUCAUGUAGGUAUAUCAGUUAUUAAAAAGAUAAUUAACGAAGAGUUACAUAAACUUGGAAACGAUUCUUUACAUGGAAACGCAUAA